This is a messenger RNA of Morchella sextelata, 5199 nucleotides long. RefSeq lists its product as uncharacterized. The record is from RefSeq and is a predicted model, not a curated record. The transcript is spliced from 3 exons. Lineage: Eukaryota; Fungi; Ascomycota; Pezizomycetes; Pezizales; Morchellaceae. The coding region runs from base 1 to 5199 and encodes 1732 amino acids. Gene Ontology annotation, molecular function: protein binding.
AUGGUCGGAGGCCAACCAACAUUUGCUGAUUCUGAUCCUGGCGAUGAAUUUUCCAACAAUCUCUUUUCAGAUCUCGCCCCAAUACUUGCUCUCUUCGGAGAGCAAGUAGCUAUGCAGUUCAUGGCUGAGUCUAUGAGUUGGGCAGACAGCAUCAUCUUUUCGAUGGCACCCAUCGGCGUUCUUACCGCAGUCGUAGGCGCGAUAAGAGUUGGAGGUGGGAGCUGGCUAAAAGCUCUUAUAGGGAGGGCGAAGGAGAACAUUGCUGUUGCCGAGUCAGAGCUGAUGUCGUCUACCUCUGGUGAGGUUUGUGAAGUUUUCAAUGGCAGGCAUGUCGUGAGAUUGAUGGGCAAACCGUCGAUCAAGGAGCUUAUCUUUAUGGAGGGCGGUAAAGGUAGCUUUAAGACGUUGUCAGAGGCAAUAAACGAAGGGCUUCUAAUACGAAAAGGUUUUUCAGAAUAUCCUGCCUUACAACCGGUGUGGGAAAAGAUCAAGGCGCAAGAGCUAGAGAUUUCGAGCCGUCUCGGUGGGCGUUUAUCGAAUAUCGGCCAUAUUCUACCACAAGCUCCGGCUCCUAGCUAUAGAGAUCCGGAGAACCUCGGAGGUAGCCAAACAUCAUCGCGUAUAAGUAUCCGGACAAAGAUCGAAAGAUAUUUCAGACCCAAGCCACGUAUUGAGGGAUGUGGGGACGAUCGUGGUACCCGGACAAAUUUCAAAGACUAUUUCAAACCUGAUCAGCUACUUGCGAUAUGUGGGAACGUUUGUGGUGCGACCAAGAAAUACCUCGACAGGAAAUGGCCAGCUGCUCCGGGUACCGAUUCGAACAGGUCAAAAAAGGAUGUCGAUAGGCUAAGCGAGGAACCUCCCAACAUAUCCCUGAACAUACACCUCCGCAACGGACGGUCAGAGAUCCACUUUGUAGCCGCGAUGGGGGUUAUCUUCCAACUUGGGGUACUUGUGUUUGACUGGUUCAUAACAUAUCACCCGGAUUUCAAGCAGAAGAAAGGCGGGAGAGAUGUGAGGUCAUACGCAUUUCCCCUUACGUGUAUGGGGACGCUAGUACUUGUUGCGGGGGUAUUUGUCUGCAGCUAUAUUAUUGAAAGUGCAACGACAGCCGAAAUCCAUAGAUUGAAUAGAUUGAAUUCGAAAGUCGGGGCCGGGGAUCUUCAAAUGUUGUGGAUACAACAAGGCGGGUCUGUCAACGAUCAGAUAUUCGAUUCCUACUUGAUUAUGGCAAGAAAGAGGAGUGAUCACGUCAUUACCUCCCGACGGCGAGGGAGGGAGAGGGGAAGUCGAAAAACCUUUUUUACAUCAAUACUCACUACUACUGGGGCGGUGGUUGCAAUUACAGGUUUUGUACUGCAGUUUGUGGGGCUUCGUUCGAUGACCUGGUAUGCCUCAAUAUCUCAACUUAUUGCUACCAUCGCUAUGAUUAUUCUGCGAGCCUACAUACGCCGCGGUUUGUCUAAGAGUCCUUGGGCGGUUGCGGUCCCAAAAGAUCACGAAAUAGAUUGGCUGGCAACGCGUACAUCGAACGACAAGGACCGUGGUAGGUUGCUGGGCCGGCGUGGGCAGGCAGCUGAAGGGCAGGCAGCUGAAGGGCAGGCAGCUGAAGGGCAAGGCCGGGAAACGCGUGGACAUUGGUGGUCGCUGCUUCUAGGAAUACAAAGGAAAAAUGGGGCACUGUAUCGCCCUUGGAAUGACAGUAAACCUGACGGUUUUUGGAAGAUGGGAUCAUUUGGGUGGGAGGUACGAAGCGUGGUAGAUUCGGACUUUAAUCGGUACCAAGAACUCAAAAAACUUACCGAGACCUCAGAGACUGAAUCAGCCUCCAUGAAAACCAUAAAAGCAAGAAUUGAUCUUAGGUCUAAGACAGGCUGGUCUGGGCCCGCCCUCGAGCAGGCUGUUCGUGUGGCCUCGGCCAUUGAAGCUUUCAUGAACGCAUUUUUCCCAAAGGAUUUGGGUGUGGAAAACCUAGUAUGGUCAAUAUCAAACGCCCCAGCAUCAAAAGCCCCAGCAUCAGACGCCCCAGUAGACGAUAUCACAUUCAAUCUGUCGCUGAAAGAUUCAGUAUGGAAAGCGGAUGUGGCGCAAAUUGAGGCUUUCCUCUCGCUCUGGCUAUUCUCAGUGUCGGAGAAAGAAUCGCAGGCAGUCAGUAGCAAGAUCCAACAGAGUAUAGAAGGCGGUCUCAGUGGAACGGCAUCGAGAAAUCAUAGCCUACGGCUCCUUGCGCUAGGUAAUCCGUCUAUACUUCAAUGCAUGUACUGGUGGCUCGGCAGCGCUGUUGCGUUGGUGAAAGAGGUAAAAAUUAAAAGUCCGAUCGAGAAGCUCCCGCCCGCGCCCGCGGUACUCCUACCAACGGCUACGGGCGACCUAGACCUAGGAACGCCCCAGGCUCCUGGGACGGAUGCAUUUGAGAUUGAGCUCAGCACACCCAAGGAAGCUGCUUGCAUCGAUACAGUUGACGCCAAUCGGGAGAUACGUGUUACUCCAAAUGACUGCGGCUCUAAAUCACCAAGUACGAUUCAAUCCAUCAAGUUCGAGAGGCAUCGCGUUCUUGGUUACUAUGAGAAGUCUCUAUGCGACAUUGAGCCGGUAUUGGGCGUGAUUUCUGAUGCUCCUCUGGAUGUUCUAUACGCUCAGGAGCUUUUCUCUGCAUUUAUAUGGUCCUUUGCUCAAUGCGAUUCGGUCAAAUUUAUACAGGGCUCGACCAAAUUAAUGCCACUGGUUCAGGAAAUGGACGAGUGUGGCAGAGUCUUUUUCGAAUCGAUAACGCUUGAACACAAAGAACUUAAUCGGGUGGUUGAGAAUAUAUCGCGGAGUGGCUUAGGAUCUGUCGAAGAUAUCAUGUUGAGUGUUAUACCUCCGUUGAUGAUGAAGCAUAAACUUCCUGAUAUGAGUGCGGUGAUUCACUCUAUCAGGGAACGUGGGCGUGUUCAGGAGUCAUAUCACCGUUGGCAGGAAGCCGGUGAGCUAUACCUGUGGGGCUUUAUGGCUUUUCGACCCAAAUAUAUGGGUAUGUAUCAGACAGCAAUUGAGCAGGCGACCUGUGCAUUGACGGAGUUUAUGCGGGAAUUGACUCUUGAAAUAAACAUGACUGAACAAUUUCGCGAACAGAAAUAUCACCGGUUUGAGGGGAAGAAAUUUCAGAGAACUCAAGAACUUAUCGGACUACGGAAGAAAAUAACCAAGGCGUUGAAAAAAUAUGGAAAUGGAGACGUGUUGAUUAAGAUCAAUCAGAUAAAUAUUUGGCAGAAAAGAGCAGAAUGUUCCCAAGAGUGGCAAGAGUGGUUAUACAGCCUGAAAUCCCCGGGAGAGACAGAUGAUAGAUCAUAUCCGGAUGCACGUGGGUUCUGGACUAAACUGCAUAACCUUGUCGCAGUGGAGAGUAAUUUGCCUGAAGACGUUAAUAUCAUUACGAAACAGCUCAAGGACAAAUCACGCGGUGUUUCGGAUCCAACAGAUUUUGCUGGGUAUACACCCUUACAUUACGCGAAAUCCAAGGCAAUCGCUAAAAUUCUUCUCGGGGCUGGGGCGCCAAUAACUGCUAAGGGGAACGAUGGAUUUACACCACUUCAUAACGCGGCUCGGACGGGGCAAAAGGACCUUGUGGCAUUACUUAUAGAGCACGGGUGCGAGUUGAAUCCUCGCGAUAGUCGUAGAAGAACACCACUACACUGGGCUGCAUAUGGUGAUCACGUUAAAGUAAUUCAAAUACUUUUGGGGAAAGGUGCCGAUCCUCUUGCGGUCUCCGAGCAUAGGAGGAACCCACUACAUAUGGCGGCCAGUAGGGGUAAUCUGAGAGCAGUAAAAAUGCUAGUUGUGAUUGGAAAGGUGGAUAUCAACAUCAGAGAUAACGAUGGGCGCACCGCACUGCACUUGGCCGUCGCUGGAAACCACGCUCACGUUAUUUCAUAUCUCUCCGGGCUUCGGAAGGGCUGGCCUGAGGAUCUGUCGGGAUACACAGCAAUCCAUCUGGCGGCCUUUUUGGGUGACAAAUAUUUCGAAGAGGCCUUCAAGGCUUUUCUGGAAGAUGAUCAGGGAACCGAGCCAAAACGCGGGAAGGAGGCGGGUCAAAAAGUCGAAAAAGAGAUUGAGCAGAAAGCCGAGCAGGGAGCCAAGGAAGGAAUCGAGCAAGAGAUCGAGAAGGAGGCCGAGCCGAAACCCGAGCAAGAAACCGCGCUGGACGCUGAGCAAGAGACGAGUAAAGAAACUGAGGAAAAACUCUCGCAAAAAGCAAAGGAAAUAUUGAAUCUUCCGACUUCCGGAAGAGGGGCAACUGUCCUUCACGUAGCUGCACAGUACAACAAGCCUUCGGUGAUCGAAUUCAUCCUCUCCCUGAAUCACGCCCCAUCUAUCGACCAACCGGACAAUACCAGCAGGACGCCUUUGAUGUGCGCAGCAAUACACGGUAAUAAUUCUGCGGUGAAGCUUCUUUUGGAGAAAGGAAGCAAAGUAGACGCAACAAAUACCCUUGGCAGGUCGGCACUACAUCUAGCGGCGGCCACGAGUGAAAGAAAUAGCACCUCGGAUGUUAUCAGAACCCUCCAUGACGCAGGGUCCAACAGUAAUUUAAAGGACAAAAACGGCUUCACGCCUUUGAUGUGCGCAGCAAUGCAUGGUAAUAAUUCUGCGGUGAAACUUCUUUUGGAAAAAGGAAGCAAAGUGGACGCAACAAAUACCCUUGGCAGGUCGGCACUACAUCUAGCGGCCACGAGUGAAAGAAGUAGCACCUCGGAUGUUAUAAAAACGCUCCAUGACGCAGGAGCCGACAGUAAUCUAAAGGACAAAAACGGCCUCACCCCACUUCUGUGCGCCGCAACAACUGGGAAUGACACUGCAGUCGAGGCUCUUAUUCCUAUAAGCAAUAUAGACGCAGUGGAUAAUGGGGGACGAACUGCUUUGCAUCUCGCUGUUGCUUUUCACCUUGAUGCGCCGCCUGCAGGCACUGCGCCGUCGAAGCGUUCAAUCAAACGUUUACUGAAGGCUGGUGCAAAGACAAAUGUUCAAGACAAGCUUGAAAAGUUUCCACUUGAGUAUCCCGUUGUUGAAGAGCUUGAUUGGCUAAGAGUAUAUCUCCUUGAGAACGGCGACGUCACAACUAUUCAGAUGGAAGAUGAGAGGAUGAUUCGUUGGAGAGCAGGGUACUGGAACGAGUCAACUGACAAUGAUUCCUCGGAAGAUGAAGAUGAGGAUGAGUAG